ACACAGAUGAAGUACCAGCGUAUGCUGGAGAGACUGGAGAAAGAGAACAAAGAUUUGAGGAAAGUGGUGCUGCAGAAGGACGAGAAAGGCAUCCACCAGAGGAAAGUCAAGGUUAGUAAGUCUCUAAUUGAUAUGUACUCUGAGGUCCUGGACAUCCUCUCGGACUUUGACUCCAACUACAACACCCAGGACCAUCUGCCCAGGGUGGUGGUGGUGGGGGACCAGAGUGCCGGGAAGACGAGUGUGUUGGAGAUGAUCGCCCAGGCUAGGAUCUUCCCCCGGGGAUCUGGAGAAAUGAUGACCCGAUCUCCUGUCAAGGUGACACUAAGCGAGGGGCCGCAUCAUGUGGCCAUGUUCAAGGACAGCAGCCGUGAGUUUGACCUGGGCAAAGAGGAGGACCUGGCCGCCCUGAGGCAUGAGAUAGAGCUGAGGAUGAGGAAGAGUGUGAAGGAGGGCCAGACGGUCAGUCCUGAGACGAUCUCCCUGAAUGUCAAAGGCCCGGGCAUACAGAGGAUGGUGCUAGUGGAUCUACCGGGAGUCAUAAGUACCGUAACAGCAGGCAUGGCGUCUGACACCAAGGAGACCAUCUUCAGCAUCAGCAAGAACUACAUGCAGAACCCCAACGCCAUCAUCCUCUGCAUCCAGGAUGGGUCAGUGGAUGCCGAGCGCAGUAUUGUGACAGACCUGGUGAGUCAGAUGGACCCCCAGGGAAAGAGGACCAUCUUUGUCCUGACUAAAGUGGACCUGGCAGAGAAGAACCUUGCCAGUCCAAACCGGAUUCAACAGAUUGUUGAAGGAAAGCUGUUUCCCAUGAAGGCACUGGGCUACUUUGCUGUCGUGACAGGGAAAGGCAGUGCUGGGGAGAGCAUCGAUUCAAUCAAGGAUUACGAAGAGGACUUCUUCCAGAACUCCAGACUGCUCAGAGACGGCAUGCUGAAAGCCCACCAGGUCACCACCAAGAACUUGAGCCUGGCUGUGUCCGACUGCUUUUGGAAGAUGGUCCGGGAGUCCGUGGAGCAACAGGCCGAUGCCUUCAAAGCGUCACGUUUUAACCUGGAGACAGAGUGGAAGAACAACUACCCUCGUCUCCGAGAGCUGGACAGGAAUGAACUCUUUGAAAAAGCCAAGAACGAAAUCUUGGAUGAAGUCAUUAGCUUGAGCCAAGUGACACCAAAACACUGGGAGGCCAUCCUGCUGAAGAAGCUGUGGGAACGAGUGUCCACCCAUGUCAUUGAGAACAUCUACCUGCCUGCCGCACAGACCAUGAACUCUGGUACCUUCAACACCACCGUGGACAUCAAGCUCAAACAGUGGACCGACAAGCAGCUGCCCCACAAAGCCCUAGAGGUGGCCUGGGAGACACUCCAGGAGGAAUUUGCUCGUUUCAUGGCCGAGUACAAGGGGAAGGACCAGGACGACAUUUUUGAUAAGCUCAAGGAGGCGGUGAAGGACGAAAGCAUCAAGAGACACAAGUGGAACGAGAGGUCCAUGGACAGCCUGAGAGUGAUCCAGCACAAUGCUCUGGAGGACCGUUCCAUCACAGACAAGCCCCAGUGGGAUGCUGCCAUCGAGUUCAUGGAGGAAACCCUGCAUGCGCGCCUCAAAGACACGGACUGUGUGAUCAACGACAUGGUCGGUCCCGACUGGAAGCAGCGCUGGCUGAGCUGGAAGAACCGAUCGCCCGAACAGCACAUCCGCAACGAAACCAAAAACGAGCUGGAGCGCCUGCUGAAGCUCCAUGAGGACCACACGGCGUACCUGGCCAACGACGAGGUCACCACCGUGCGCAAGAACCUGGAGGGCCGAGGGGUGGAGGUGGACCCUGUCCUGAUCAAGGACACAUGGCACCAGCUGUACAGAAGACACUUCCUGCAGAAGGCUCUUCAACACUGUAACCUCUGCAGACGAGGCUUCUACUACUACCAGAGGCAUUUCGUUGACUCUGAGCUGGAGUGUAAUGAUGUGGUGCUGUUCUGGAGGAUCCAGAGGAUGUUGCUCAUUACCGCCAACACUCUCAGACAGCAGCUCACCAACACUGAGGUGCGGCGCCUGGAGAAGAACGUGAAGGAGGUUCUAGAAGACUUUGGUGAGGACACUGAGAAGAAGGCCCAUCUCAUCACUGGACGCAGAGUACAGCUGGCUGAAGACCUCAGUGAGUCACACACCCUUUGGUUGAUAUUUUGGUCGGUCUUACUAGAGAAUGUAUCUGAUGUAUUCUGGUAACUGGAAGUUAACACA
Messenger RNA from Esox lucius (northern pike), 2238 nucleotides. RefSeq names its product dynamin-like 120 kDa protein, mitochondrial. Gene Ontology annotation, biological process: mitochondrial fusion. The coding region runs from base 7 to 2223 and encodes 738 amino acids. Gene Ontology annotation, molecular function: GTP binding; GTPase activity; microtubule binding. The record is from RefSeq and is a predicted model, not a curated record. The transcript is spliced from 21 exons. Lineage: Eukaryota; Metazoa; Chordata; Actinopteri; Esociformes; Esocidae. Gene Ontology annotation, cellular component: mitochondrial membrane; cytoplasm; microtubule.